AUGGCGUCUCAAUACGGAAACGACGGCGCCGAGGCGUCGAGGAAUCGAUCAACCGUCUCGAGGAGCAGCGAGACACCAACACAACAGGACGAUGUGGAAAUCAAAAAGGCCAGGAAGAGAGAACAAGACCGACUUUGCCAGCGACGGAAGAGAGAAAAGGACCGCGAAAACCUGCGACGACUCGAAGCUCGAUUGAAUGGAUUGCAAAACCCGGACGAACCUAAAGUCGUCCUUGACUUGAUUCUACGCCACGAACAAGACCAGGAGAGGUUGAAUCGUCAAGCGGACCGCCUACGCCAGAUCGAAUCCCUCAUCCGGACUUCUUUGACCGACAUUGGAACCGAGGCAUCAUCAUCAACCCCCAACGAUAGUGUCGUGGAUGCGAAGCCUGAUGUCAAGGAGACCAUGCAGCCCGUGGCAAGUGUCUCUUCGGCGGCUUCGAGCAUGCCCAUGUACACGACUGUGCAGAGCGCACCUGUGUCUACAGCUGCAGCAACGUCGAUGAUCAUGCCCAUGAACAAUCCUGCCAUGCUAGCAUCUCAGUACCCCAUGACGAUUCCUGUCAGCAUGCCUCAAACACAACCCAUCAUGCAAACUGGCGCUGUGCCAUCAUCACCACCCAAAAACGACCGGAUCAGCACAAUCACGGACGCCAUGUCCGCGGUACCAGGCACUGCAGCAGCUUACACGGAUGAGUCGUUCGAUCAACACAUCAUCAUCAUGGUCUUGAUUCAUGGCUGGGAUGCUGUUCAAGCAUACAUGCCACUUGACCCUCUGUGGAUGCUCUUGCGCCAGAUAGACGGAUCUGCCUGUUCACAAUGGAGGAAGGUAGAUCGCAUGGUUGGUAUGCUGUCCUUCCGCCGUAUGAUGAAGGGUAUGGCUAUGGGCCCUCAAGCCAUGGCUACAAUAGAGCCAAAGUUCAUGCGACCGCGUCCGUCUCAGCUUCAUGUUCCACACAUCCCGAACGGCGAUUAUUUCCCUUGGCCUGGAGUACGUGAACGUUUCGUUUUCGAAGGUCCCAAGUACGACGAUGACACCUUCCUCGCUCUCUUCAAUUCCAGUACCCGCUUCAUGUGGAACUCCGACUUCUCUACUGCUUUCGUGCAGAACGACAAGCAGCUCUUUCAAUUCUCAGAUGAGCUGAUCAAACGCUUCUACAACCUGAGUUGUUGGCGUAUCGAUGCUGCCUUCAUUGCCGCAUACCCAGAGUUCGCCGGCGACAUACCCACCUACAACUCUGUGCCUAAGAAGAUUGACGACAAGCCUUAUGAGGGGGAAUUCUACUUUGGCUCGGAGGUUCAGGACGGAGAUACACACAAUGGGUCUGGCGCUGCUGGUGGAGGUCAGUGGAUCUACGACAACGGACGAUGGUACAUUGCAGGAGCGGUGAGAUGA
Aureobasidium pullulans EXF-150 is the source of this 1395-nucleotide messenger RNA. RefSeq lists its product as uncharacterized. The coding region runs from base 1 to 1395 and encodes 464 amino acids. The record is from RefSeq and is a predicted model, not a curated record. NCBI's taxonomy places the organism in Eukaryota, Fungi, Ascomycota, Dothideomycetes, Dothideales, Saccotheciaceae. The transcript is spliced from 2 exons.